CCUAUGCCCGGAGCUAUACGAUUUCUAAUUUUUUUACAUUAUCUCCUUCUUCUGUCUUCCAGAAGCAGUAACUGUUUGACUCUGAUCAUAAACCGCUCUCUGUUAUAAUCGUGUUCUCUGUUUCUGUUUGCAUAGACACAUCGAACAGUGCGGCGCUACAGGAUACCCCUCUUUUUGCUGGUGGUUUGAAGGGACGACGCGCAAACCACGCAGCUUACCCCAACCUAGCAAUGAUCCUUGAUCCCUGAUCUUGCCAAAAUGGCGCUGAAGUCCAAAGCCACAUCAGUUUCGGUGCAAAAGUUCGAUGGCUAUCAGAAGAUUUGCAUAUAUCCAGUGCGCAACGGACACACGUUCAGUCCAUUCAUUUCAGGCUAUGAGCAUUGCUGGCAAUCGCCAGAAAAUGAUCCGUCAUCUCCUCGAGUAGUUCAGUGUCACGCACUUCCUGUGCUUCGAUCCAAAUCUAUGCGUGGCGUGGCCACCAAAGUCUCUUGCUUUACCAGGUGGAGAAACCAAAGCAUAGCCCAAAGAUUUAUAAAAAAGACAGCAUAGUCUCUAGCUUGUUGGGUCUUGGGUGUGCAGGUUCAAGAAGAGCUCUUGUGGCUCAUGGUCUCUGGAAGGUCAGAUAUGGAUGUCGAGUUGGGCGAGGACGUGCUCACGGAGAUCCUCGCGAGGCUGCCGUACAGGUCGCUGGCGCGGUUCCAGUGCGUCUCCACCUCGUGGCGCCGCAUCAUCUCCAGCGACUACCUCCGCCGCAGGCUGCCGCUCAUCACGUCGGGGGUGCUCUACAGCGGCGGCGGCGGCGGCGACGACGGCGCGAGGCGGGCGUACACGUACGCGUGCGCGCCGGACGGCGGCGGCGUCGCGGAGGCCGGCGACAUGGGCUUCUUCCCGUGCCACGACGCGUCGACCAUCAUCGACGGGUGCAACGGCCUGCUGCUCUACUACGCGUCGCGCCCGGCGGCGUUCCACGUCGUGAACCCGACCACGAGGCGGUGGGCGGCGCUGCCGGCGCCGCGCGCGAGGACGCUGCUCUCCGUGCUGGCGUUCGACCCCUGCGCCUCGCCGCACUACAAGGUGGUGUGCUUCACGGGCUGGCUGCCCCGGGGCGCGACCAUUGAGGUGUUCGACUCCGAGCGCUGCGCGUGGCGGGGCCACGGGGUCGACUUCGGGCUCGACACCGACGCCAUGACGGCCACCAUGCACUGCUUCGGCGGCGCGCUCCACGUGCUGGCCUACUCGGGCCACGUCGUCCGCGUCGACCUGGACACCAUGGCGUGCGCGGUCACCGCGCUCCCGGCGCCCGUCAGCUGCCGGGCGCGCGCCGGGCACUGCCGCGGCCGCCUGCGGUUCGCGUCCAGCGACGGCGCGCGCCUCAGGAUCUGGGAGCUCGAGGACGCCGGCGCGGGGGAGUGGGCGCUGAAGCACGAGAUCGGGGUCGGCGACGUCGUCCCCGGCGGCUCUAGCCAGGCCAUCACCUUCCUGUUCAUGGCGUUCCACCCGGAGAGGGAGGUGGUGUACCUGUGGUCGCCGUGGAAGCUGCUGGCGUUCGACAUGGUCGAGAGGCGCGUCGAGGAGGAGUGGGCGUUCGGGUCGGAGAAAGAAGGCGCGCAUCUCAUACAGAUUUGGUUGUUCCCGUUCUCGCGCCAUUUGGCCAACGCCCUGGCCUGACUAGUGUGACAGACUUGCCGAAUUAAAAUGUUUAAUUAAACGUAACUGCCAUUAUUUGAAUAUAUUAGACGUAUUAGUUUAAUUAAA
Molecule: messenger RNA, 1755 nt
Organism: Panicum virgatum (switchgrass)
Lineage: Eukaryota; Viridiplantae; Streptophyta; Magnoliopsida; Poales; Poaceae
Exons: 1
Coding region: 604-1668 (354 amino acids)
Molecular function (GO): protein binding
Source: RefSeq, a predicted model, not a curated record